UAUUUUGCUAAGAGUCUUUGGUCCAAUUCUUUGUUUUGGCAAGACUAUCCUUCAUUCAUGGUAUCAAAGUAACUUCUCACAGAGAGAGCAUUUUUGAACGACUAUAUUAACUCGCCUGUAAAAUAUAUUCCAAACAGUUUCAAGAAGAUCGAUCAGUCAUCAGAAUCUCAAAAGAGUCUAAAAGACAAUUCAGUCAUCAAAAACUAGAGAUGGGUAUAUAUCUCAGUACUCCCAAAACUGAAAAAUUCUCUGAAGACGGUGAUAAUUCUGGGCUUAGAUAUGGUUUAUCAUCCAUGCAAGGAUGGCGUGCAACAAUGGAAGAUGCUCAUGCUGCAUUUCCUGAUUUGGAUGCUUCCACUUCAUUCUUUGGUGUUUAUGAUGGCCAUGGAGGUAAGGUUGUCUCUAAGUUCUGUGCCAAGUUUCUUCAUCAGCAAAUGCUCAAACAAGAAGCAUAUUCAGCUGGAGAUAUAGGAACCUCAGUUCAGAAAGCCUUCCUCAGAAUGGAUGAAAUGAUGCGUGGACAAAGAGGUUGGAGGGAGCUAGCUGUUUUGGGAGAUAAGAUAAACAAGUUUACUGGUAUGAUAGAGGGUUUGAUAUGGUCUCCAAGGGCUGGUGAGGGGAAUGACCAAGUUGAUGACUGGGCUUUUGAGGAGGGGCCUCACUCUGAUUUUUCUGGACCAACCUCUGGGAGUACUGCCUGUGUUGCAGUUAUUAGAAACAACCAACUGGUUGUUGCAAAUGCUGGUGAUUCUCGCUGUGUAAUAUCCAGGAAUGGUCAGGCAUACAACCUUUCCAGAGAUCACAAGCCUGACCUCGAGGCUGAGAGAGAGAGGAUCUUAAAAGCUGGCGGUUUUAUACAUGCAGGACGAGUCAAUGGCAGUCUUAAUCUUGCAAGAGCUAUUGGUGACAUGGAAUUUAAGCAGAAUAAGUUUUUACCUGCUGAGAAGCAAAUUAUAACUGCCAAUCCAGAUAUAAAUACUGUUGAGCUGUGCAAUGAUGAUGAUUUUGUUGUGCUGGCAUGCGAUGGCAUCUGUUCUUUGUCAUUCCUGGGAAAAUUCAUUACAGCUGUAUAUUCACUAAGGGAAACAUCGAAGGCUCCAUUUUCAUUCCUUUUGUGUAUUUAUGGAUGGAGUCUUCCAAGUCCCAGGGCAACUACUUCUUGCAAAUAAACUUGGAGGUCGGGUAUGUCUGAAUUUACAAGGUCUACUACUUCUAGCUCUCCAGAUUGACAUUCUCAGUAGGGUAAUGGCCAUUAAAAUUUCCCUAGGUAAUUUUUCUUGCGUUAUCACAUCCACUUUCAAAAUAGUAUGUAUAUGGGAAAGGUCACGAGCGUCGUAAUAUUAAGUGUGUCUAGGACUCUAGAUAUGGUAGCUGUCACCGAGAAUGAAAUGGAUGAAAAUACUUAAAGUUUCAUUUUUUCAAUCAUAAACCCAAUGGUUGACAGCACUUAAUUGGUGUAGUUUCAGAAUACGUACUGGACACAUGUAUUUAGUGGCCCCUUUUAUGUGACAAUUGCUUUCUUUAAUCUUCCUUGGUUGAUGUUUAUUGAGCAGAGCUAUAUUUUGGCAAUACCAGAACUGGGUUUUUUAGAAACCUUAAUGAUGCCCUGACUUUUUUGGAUUUCCUUUUCUCAGAGAAGCCUUGGAUCUUUAAUUUCAGACCUGCAGACAUUCUAGAGAUGCUUUUAUGAAUCCUUAAUAUACAAUUUUGAAUUCUUAGAAUUCUUCCUACAACCGAAGUUCCAUAAAUUAUUUUCUUUUAAAAUUUUAUAUCAGCUAAAUUAUGGGUACUGGGUUUCAAUAUCUAAUAAUUGGAUGGCUGCUGUUUG
Molecule: messenger RNA, 1828 nt
Organism: Cornus florida
Lineage: Eukaryota; Viridiplantae; Streptophyta; Magnoliopsida; Cornales; Cornaceae
Product: probable protein phosphatase 2C 60
Exons: 10
Coding region: 210-1169 (319 amino acids)
Biological process (GO): protein dephosphorylation
Molecular function (GO): cation binding; protein serine/threonine phosphatase activity
Source: RefSeq, a predicted model, not a curated record